GUGAGUUCGCCACUGGCACUUAAUAGCCAUAUUUGUAUUGUUGUCUGUUUUGGGGGAACAGGAGUGGAACAAAUUUUAUUUUCUUUUUCCUUGUGUGCGGGAAAGCUUUUAAUUCGGGGGGAAAAUGGCAGAUACUAAAGUAGAUACCAGUUCCGAGAGUCCCGCCAAGGACCUUAAGGAAAAAAGGGAAGCUGUUGAAGAUGCAGAAAAUGGCAGAGAUGCACCAAAUGGAAAUGCAGAAAAUGAGGAAAAUGGUGAACAGGAGGCAGAAAAUGAAGUAGAAGAUGAUGAUGAGGAAGAUGUUGGAGAUGAUGAAGAGGAUGAUGAUGGUGAUGACGACGAAGAUGAUGACGAAGGUGAAGGAGCAACAGGAAAAAGAGCUGCAGAUGAUGAUGAGGAUGAUGAUGUUGAAACAAAGAAGCAGAAAACGGAUGACUAGACAGGCUGCUCCUCAGACAACCUCGACUCUCCCUGUUCCGAAGCAAAUAUGUCUGUUGGAAAGGAAAAACGUGGUCAUCUUCACCAAGUAGAGUAAAACGUCCAUGAAAACACACCACCUGCAAAUUUUUUAAAGAAUCAACCAAGACUUCAAGGCUCUACCUUCUUUCUUAAAUACUUUAAAUGAGAAUUUGUUUGUAUUUUUAUUUACAUUUUAUAUUUUUGUACAUAUUGUUAGAGGUCAACCAUUUUUAACAGUGAUCUCUGGUGACCAAACGGUGCUUUGAAGUUGAUGCUUCUCUAUAAAAUAGACUUUACUUGUGGUUUGACCAUGUCCUGUUAUCUCAACAGAACUUGUAAAAAGAAAAAGAGGAAAUAUUCCAAGCAUUCCAGUAAUUUUUUUUGUGUAUGUACUUUAGUUGUACUAUAAGUAGUUGGUUUGUAUGAGAUGGCAAGGCCAAAGAAAAGGAUUUUUUUGUCUAUGAAAUUACUGUUUAUUGUGGCCUAUUUGAUGUAUGUGUGAAUCAGUUUGUUGUCCAACAAUAAACCGGAAUUUUAUUUUGA
Polypterus senegalus (gray bichir) is the source of this 1002-nucleotide messenger RNA. It is a transcript of the gene ptmaa, whose product is annotated as prothymosin alpha a. The record is from RefSeq and is a predicted model, not a curated record. The transcript is spliced from 5 exons. Gene Ontology annotation, biological process: positive regulation of transcription by RNA polymerase II; negative regulation of apoptotic process. NCBI's taxonomy places the organism in Eukaryota, Metazoa, Chordata, Cladistia, Polypteriformes, Polypteridae. Bases 125 to 439 code for a protein of 104 amino acids. Gene Ontology annotation, molecular function: histone binding. Gene Ontology annotation, cellular component: nucleus.